Stylonychia lemnae is the source of this 1422-nucleotide messenger RNA. The record is from the annotation of a GenBank genome assembly. Lineage: Eukaryota; Ciliophora; Spirotrichea; Sporadotrichida; Oxytrichidae.
AUGAACAUAUCUAAAACUUCUGGUACCAAGCACAGACUAGCUAAAUUUAUCAAGAAUCUUGAUGUAUUUGGGAUACCAGUGUCUCUAACUUACAAAAAUGAACCUCAUCUGAAGUCUUUUGUAGGUGGCUUAGCUACCAUGUUUCUGAGUCAAAAUAUUUAUUAUUGGCAGGACAAUAAUGGCAGGAGUACUCAAAUAAAAAUAAGAAAUAGACUAGAAACAGGAAAGUGUAAUUAUGGUAGACUAGAUAUUUAGCCUGAUACAAUAGAUUAUCUCAACAUUAUUAAGUCUUACGAAUGUCCUUAAAACUUCAACUUCUAACUCUAAGGAAGCUAUUCUGCUGAGGCAUCUAGAUAAAUUUAAGUUGGAGUGUUUCCCUGCAACCAAACUUUCCUAGACAUUAAGUACAAUAAAACCAAAAAAUGCAAGAGCAUUGAAGAACAGUACCGAGUAGAUUACUUUAAUAUCCAAGAAAUGAGAUUGGAUGGGGGAGUAUAAAAUGCAUUUAUCGCUCUAACUUUAUAAAUAGAUGAUACUGUUAAAGUUAUAAAUCUCAAAAGUCUUUACCAAUACUAAAAAGAAGAAAAAAUUGAAGAUAAUAAUUCACUUGGGAGGCCUAAUUCAAGCAGUUAGCGAGGAUUUAAAAAGAAACUGCAAGAUGACGUAUUCUAUGCUUGCUUAAGAAGGAAAGGACUCUUAAAGGAAUUUGGAACUUACCACUAAGCGAGAGAUAAGCUAUAUUAAAACGGAAUUCAAAAAAUUAGCAAAGAAUUAGACAUAAGAUACAUUGUGAAAGAACUUAGGAAUAUAAAGUUUGUCUAAAAAGUUCUUUUAAAUAAAUAUUAGCGGUCAAUGGUUCAAUAUUUCAAAGGUAACUUACUAAAUGAGGCUGUUGAAAAGAAAUCUACACUUUCGGCAGAUAAAUUAUUACUAUUCCUUAGGAAAACAUUGUUAAAGUCUAACUAGAAUACGUUUGACAAGAGACUUUUAAAAUCAAUUGAGUUAACACAAGAAGAAAACUUACAGUUCUAAGAUAUAUUUAAAUCGAAAGUUAAUGGGAAGCCACAGCAUAUUGGAAGUGCAAUUAAAGAUGGAGUUUAAGAGCAAACCUAAGUUUGCUCUCCUCUCAAACUUAAUGAAAGAUUAAAAAUAUCUCCUGAGAUUAGACUAGUUUCAACACUUUACAACACUAUCGACCAAGAUUAAACAUUGAAAUAAGAAAAAAUUGAUAUUCAACCUAAUUUUCCUAGUACUUGUAACUAGAAAAUCACUCUAGGAGAAAUUUAGGAUAAUUUAUCAAUAUCAGAGAUUAGUGAAAAUGAUUUAAACAACUAAAAUGCAGAAGAUACUUAUAAUAGGUAUAGAAAACAUGAUAUUAAUCGAAGUAUUGAACAAAAAGAAACAAAGUAUUUCAAUUUUUGA